AUGCGAUACGAUCGACGUUCGGCAGGGCCACCACUCACACCACUCGCGUCACCUGCUGCGCGCCGUUUCUUUACCUUACCCAAUCUCACACCAUUCUACUGCUCAAGGUACUCCAACCAGCGAAGGGGAGGUGGUGGUUACGACAUCGACGGCGAUGACGUCCACUAUCCCACCCGUCCCGUUGACAAGGACAAGGCAGACCACGAACUCGUCAUAAACAUCAAGAAAGCUACAAGUCCGGAAGAGUCUGCUCCUAAACAGAAGCAUGUUCGAAAAUGCAUUGUCUACACAUGGGACUAUCACAGUUCUAUGGCCUUCUGGACAGGACUUCGAGUCCAACCGAUCUUAUCAGACGAAGUACAAACGUUCAAGGCGUUGAUUACUGUGCACAAAGUACUCCAGGAGGGGCAUCCAGUUACAAUUAAAGAAGCGCAUGGUCAGACCGGCUGGCUCGAGACUUGCGCACGAAGUGUAGGAGCUGAUGGAAUGCGAGGUUAUGGGGCACUAAUUCGGACAUACGUUGCGUUCCUUUUGUCCAAGCUGAGGUUCCAUCGCGUGAGACCAGAGUUCAAUGGUCUCUUUGAAUACGAAGAAUAUGUCACGCUCAAAGGGAUUGACGAUCCAAAUGAAGGUUAUGAGACUAUCUCCGAUCUUAUGGGCCUGCAAGAUCAGAUUGACUCCUUCCAACGCAUGGUAUUUGCCCAUUUCCGCAAUUCUGCCAACAACGAAUGCCGCAUUUCGGCAUUGGUACCCCUUGUCAAGGAGAGUUGGGGGAUAUACCGAUUCAUUACUAGCAUGCUACGUGCGAUGCACCGACGGGCGGAUGAUGUCGAUGCUUUGGAGCCAUUACGCGCCCGUUAUGCCGCACAACACCACAAUCUACGCAAGUUCUACUACGAAUGUUCCAAUCUAAAAUACUUGACUGGCCUAAUUAAUGUUCCGAAGCUCGGUCAGGAACCACCGAAUCUCAUGGACAACGGCAACGCGCCAGAUUUACCCGCUCGGCCUACAACGACCGCAGUUAAGACACCGCCUCCCGCCACCCCUGCACCUGACGUCAAUGAGCAGGCCCGUAUACUGAAGCAAUACGAAGAACAGCAGGCUGCUCUUCAAGCGCAACGAGACGCUGAUGAUCGUGCUCGUCAGGAGCGGGAGCUCGCUCAGCAGAGAGAAUUCGAGGCUCGCCAGCGAGAACAGGUGGAACGCGAAAGACUCGCCCAAGAACAACUCAUGCAGCAACAAUUGGCUCAGUACAGCAAUCAGGCUGCACAACGGGUCAAUGAACUUGAGCGCGAACUACUUGGCAUGCGUGGACAGUAUGAAAGGGAUCAGUUGCUUCUUGAACAAUAUGAUCGGAGAGUAAAAGCACUAGAAGGCGAGAUGAGCUCUAUGAGCAUGAACGUCGGGUCUCAGAUGGCCUCAAAGGACGAGCUAAUCAAGCAGCUCCAAGAUCAAGUCACGCUUUGGCGUAACAAGUAUGAGGCACUUGCUAAGUUGUACAGCCAACUUCGCACGGAGCACCUGGACAUGCUUUCCAAGUUCAAACAGCUGCAGCUCAAGGCCAACUCGGCUCAGGAGGCUGUCGAUAAGAUGGAGCGUAUGGAGCGCGACAUUAAAGCGAAAAAUCUUGAAUUAGCGGAUAUGAUUCGUGAGAGAGACCGUGCACGUUUUGAUCUAGAUCGUCAAAAAGCCAGCCAUAAAGACGAGCUUGACCGCCUGAAACGCGAGAUCAACUUUGCAAACGAACGUGCAGAGGAUGCGACGAGAUCACGAAGCUCUGAGGUGUCGAGUGUGCUUAGUAAAUACAACAGGCAACUGACCGAGCUUGAAGAUUCUCUGAGGGCUAAGCAAAUUCAGAUCGAUGACCUCCUGAAGAAGAUUGAUGACUCCAGCCUGGAGGCCGACCGUAUCCGUGAGGAAAAGGACCAGGAGAUCGCCAUUCUCCAAGAAGGCAUGGACGCCACUAUUCAACAACUCCAUGAAGCGCAGCAGACUCAGGGCAUCGUUGAUCAAACCACAAAUGCACAGAUUGAUACUCUGAUCCUAGACAACAGGAAGAAGCUUAACCAGAUAAUCGAUUCCAUAUUGCAGGCGUGCGUACAGAAGAUUGACGACGCGAUUUAUGAGUUGGAAUCCCCGGCCCAAGCGGGCAACCUUAAUUCGACUCCAGAGUAUACGCUAUCCAUGAUUGAGAAGGCUGUGAAUAAUGCGACUGAUUUUGCCACUGUUUACAACCUCUAUAUCGGGGGCGAGGUUGGCGGGGAUCAUGUGGAAGUCAUCAAGACUGCGAAUGAGUUUGCUCAGUCCUUGUCUGACGUACUGAUCAAUACGAAGGGCGUUACUCGUCUGGCUAACGAUGACGAUGCUUCCGACAAAAUUGUGAACGUGGCCAAGACUGCUGGCGAUGUCGGACUACGGUUCUUCCUUAACCUGCAGUCAUACAAAAUGGAAUUAGUGCCCAAGGGUCAGAAACACGAUAUUGCAACUCGCAAUAAUGUCGAGACAAGGGGUGCAUUAGCCAAGCUAUCAGAACUAAUCGAUAAUCUCAUUCCAAAAGGUACCAAAGGCGGAGCACUUGCUAAGGCGAACGGUGAUAUCGGCGACCUCGUCGAGAGGGAAAUGUUGGGUGCUGCUCAAGCAAUUGAAGCCGCUACAGCGCGCCUGCAAGAACUUAUGGCCCGACCACGGGACUCUUCACGUUUCAGCGUUGUUGACUUGCAAGUACACGACUCGAUUCUAUCGGCUGCAAUGGCGAUUACAAACGCUAUCGCGAGGCUCAUACAGGCUGCGACGGAGUCACAGCAGGAAAUCGUUGCUCAAGGAAGAGGGUCUAGUACAAAGCAGCAGUUCUACAAACGGAACAACCGAUGGACGGAGGGUCUCAUCUCCGCCGCAAAGGCCGUCGCUUUCGCUACAAACCUACUCAUCGAGAGCGCAGACGGUGUACUCUCCGGUACUCACUCUCUCGAGCAACUCAUCGUCGCAUCAAACGAAGUAGCCGCCGCGACUGCCCAACUCGUCGCCGCCUCUCGCGUGAAAGCCUCUCUGAUGUCCAAGACGCAAGAACGUCUCGAGUUGGCUGCGAAGGCAGUGACAGAGGCCUGCAAGGCACUCGUGCGGCAAGUCAAGGCCGUAUCUACAAAGCAAGCCGAGGAAGACAUUCCAGACUUCAAGAACAUGGCUGUUCUAGAGUUCAAGCGCCGGGAGAUGGAACAGCAGGUCGAGAUUCUCAAGUUGGAGAAGGAACUUGGUGCCGCUCGGCAUCGUUUGGGUGCUAUGAGAAGGGCUGGGUAUCACACGGACGAGACCGAUUGAGAAGCAGGAACUUAAGGAACAAGGGGAUAAUUGGAAGUGUGGGGAGGGAAAAGAACUCUUCUUACGAAUCACAUAUUUCAUACUCUUUAAUCUUGGCUCUGUUUUUUUCUUCAUCUUCCUUCCUUCCUUUCGUCAUGUAACGUACAAGUCUAAAACGGAGUAUCUUCUCAUCAAUUUAUCC
Molecule: messenger RNA, 3496 nt
Organism: Fomitiporia mediterranea MF3/22
Lineage: Eukaryota; Fungi; Basidiomycota; Agaricomycetes; Hymenochaetales; Hymenochaetaceae
Exons: 12
Coding region: 1-3315 (1104 amino acids)
Biological process (GO): clathrin coat assembly; endocytosis; actin filament organization
Cellular component (GO): clathrin-coated vesicle; actin cortical patch
Molecular function (GO): phosphatidylinositol-3,4-bisphosphate binding; clathrin light chain binding; actin filament binding
Source: RefSeq, a predicted model, not a curated record